Enhydra lutris kenyoni (northern sea otter) is the source of this 2234-nucleotide messenger RNA. RefSeq names its product histone H4 transcription factor (gene HINFP). Gene Ontology annotation, molecular function: RNA polymerase II cis-regulatory region sequence-specific DNA binding; DNA-binding transcription factor activity, RNA polymerase II-specific. Lineage: Eukaryota; Metazoa; Chordata; Mammalia; Carnivora; Mustelidae. Bases 899 to 2158 code for a protein of 419 amino acids. The record is from RefSeq and is a predicted model, not a curated record. The transcript has 9 exons. Gene Ontology annotation, biological process: regulation of transcription by RNA polymerase II; anatomical structure development.
AAGUAUUGCAGAACUCCGCAUAUAAGUGGAUCUGCCCAGUUCACGUGUCUGUUGUUCAGGGUCACCUGGACGUUUUAGUUCUGAGCAUGUUAGGGGAGUGCUCAGUAUCUGCUGGAUAGGUUAGGCAAAGGCAGAUUGAAUGGUGGUUUAAAAUUCUGGCGGGGACUUAGGACAGAUGCAGUAAGAGAUAAAGAGCUUUGGGGCUCAUCCACAAGCUGUGUGGGUUAGAAAGAAUACGGACUUUGGAGUCAGCCUGACCUGACCCUACCGCCCCACUAGUGUGUGGCCUUGAGCAAACCAGUUAACCUCUCCGAACCUGAAGUUCUUACCUGUAAGUGAAGUUAAAAAUAGUACUUCCCUCAUUGGGUGGUGUUGGUAAUUCAGUGACAUCAUGUAAUGUGUUGACCUAUAUAGUAAGUGUGAAAUGAAAAACAAAGGGUUUUGUUAUCCCCAUUUCGAAGCUGGGAUUUCGGGAUUCGGAGGGUGAAGUUACUUGGCCACCUCCACACAGCUAAUAGGUGGUGGACACAGCAGUGUGGAUUUGAAGUCUGUUCCUUGCCCGGAGCCAUCUCUUUGAACUUGUGCACAGUGUUCUGCGUUUCGUUGGAAUAAUUAAUUCCUUCUCAGCCCGUCGCUCUGAAGCUUCAUGAGAAAUCGGCUGUUGAAGUUCUUAGCUCAGUGCCUGGCACCUGCUCUGUGAUGUUAGCGUGUGUUUUCCCUUUACAGGCACGCCAGGCGGCUUCCAGGGGCUCGAAGAACCGAGCCGCAGUAGCUGUUCCUUGCGGGUUAUGGGAGAAACGCCUGCCGGUUCUUGGCAGGCUGUGCACCCGUUUGCCCCCAGCAGCACUUGGUGGAAUCCUUGUAGCUGUGGAUCUCUUCCUCUUCUAGGGUGAAGGCCAUGCCGCCCCCGGCGAAAGUUCCCCGGAAGGAGAACCUGGGACUCCAGUGUGAGUGGGGGUCCUGCUCCUUUGUGUGCUCAGCCAUGGAGGAGUUCUGCGAGCAUGUCACUCAGCACCUGCAGCAGCACCUGCACGGCUCCGGGGAGGAGGAAGAGGAGGAGGAGGACGCACUUGAGGAGGAAUUCUCCUGCUUGUGGCAGGAGUGUGGCUUUUGUUCUAUGGACAAUUCGGCUGACCUCAUUCGCCACGUUUACUUCCACUGCUACCACACCAAGCUGAAGCAGUGGGGGCUGCAGGCCCUGCAGAGCCAGGCCAACCUCAGCCCCUGCAUCCUGGACUUCCAGAGCCGCAACAUCAUCCCCGACAUCCCUGACCACUUCCUGUGUCUGUGGGAGCACUGUGAGAGUUCCUUCGACAAUCCCGAGUGGUUCUAUCGGCACGUGGAAGCGCACAGCCUAUGCUGUGAGUACCAGGCGGUCGGCAAGGACAACCAUGUGGUGCUGUGUGGCUGGAAAGGCUGUACCUGCACCUUCAAGGACUGCCGGAAACUUCGAGAGCACCUCCGAAGCCAUACCCAGGAGAAGGUGGUGGCCUGCCCCACCUGUGGGGGCAUGUUUGCCAACAACACCAAGUUCUUAGAUCACAUCCGUCGCCAGACCUCUUUGGAUCAGCAGCGCUUCCAGUGCUCUCACUGCUCCAAGAGAUUUGCCACGGAGCGGCUCUUGCGGGACCAUAUGCGUAACCACGUGAAUCACUAUAAGUGCCCUCUGUGUGAUAUGACCUGUCCGCUGCCAUCCUCCCUCCGAAACCACAUGCGCUUUCGCCACAGCGAGGACCGGCCCUUCAAGUGUGACUGUUGUGACUACAGCUGCAAGAAUCUGAUUGACCUACGGAAGCACCUGGAUACCCACAGCAAGGAGCCAGCCUACAGGUGUGAUUUUGAGAACUGCAGCUUCAGUGCGCGAUCCCUCUGCUCCAUCAAGUCCCAUUACCGAAAAGUGCAUGAAGGAGACUCAGAGCCAAGGUACAAGUGUCAUGUGUGUGACAAAUGCUUCACGAGGGGCAACAACCUCACUGUGCAUCUUCGUGAGAAGCACCAGUUCAAGUGGCCCUCAGGGCACCCCCGUUUUCGCACCGGGACGUUCCAUGUCCCCCUGCGCACGGUCGCUGCCCUGUGUGCUCCUGCUUCACCAGGUACAAGGAGCAUGAAGACGGCUACAUGCGGCUGCAGCUUGUUCGCUACGAGAGUGUGGAGCUGACACAGCAGCUGCUCCGGCAGCCGCAAGAGGGAUCGGGCCUGGGAGCGUCGCUGAAUGAGACCAGCCUGCAGGGCAU